Molecule: messenger RNA, 3753 nt
Organism: Gambusia affinis (western mosquitofish)
Lineage: Eukaryota; Metazoa; Chordata; Actinopteri; Cyprinodontiformes; Poeciliidae
Gene: six4a
Product: SIX homeobox 4a
Exons: 3
Coding region: 319-2334 (671 amino acids)
Biological process (GO): regulation of transcription by RNA polymerase II
Cellular component (GO): transcription regulator complex; nucleus
Molecular function (GO): RNA polymerase II cis-regulatory region sequence-specific DNA binding; DNA-binding transcription factor activity, RNA polymerase II-specific
Source: RefSeq, a predicted model, not a curated record
CAGGUGAACACCGGGAAUAAAGCCCUGCUGGAAGCUCCGUGACUGACAGCUCAAAGCCAAACAUUCGUGCAUGAAUCGCGCUCGCUCCUCCCUCAUGGGGCCCUCAGCGGCCAAUGGCGUGGCUCUCCUUCAGAUAGACCCCAGCGUAUCUCCCUCCAGCCCCAGUCCCCGCAGAGUAAAAGUCACGUUGGAAGGAAGAGGGGAGAGAGAUAUCUGCUUACAGCUGCUGUCAGAUAUCCGAUCGGGUUCGCAUGGCGAGGAGGUAACCUGAUCGAGCGGGGAGGAGUGACUCUGCCAGGGAAGGCUCGAACAAAAAAAAUGUCUUCUUCUUCUGCCGGAGAGGUCACGGCAGUGAAUGACAUCAAGAGGGAAAAUGUGAAGGAGGUGGAUAAGCGUGAGAGCAUCAAGCUGGUGGCGCUGGACACGGCGGAGUUGUCCAUGGAGCGCACGGCUCCCAACGCCGACGCGGUGCGCACGGAGCUGCUGGUGAGCGCCGCUUCCUCCCUGGCUUUCUCCCCGGAGCAAGUGGCGUGCGUGUGUGAGGCGCUGCAGCAGGGGGGCAACGUGGACCGGCUGGCGAGGUUCUUGUGGUCCUUACCCCAAAGCGACCUGCUCCGCGGCAACGAAAGCAUUCUGAAAGCCCAAGCCCUCGUUGCCUUCCAUCAGGCGCGCUAUCAGGAGCUCUAUAGUAUUUUGGAGAACCAUAGUUUCAACCCGUCCAACCACACCUUUCUGCAGGAACUGUGGUACAAGGCCCGGUACACGGAGGCGGAGAAAGCGCGCGGGAGACCCCUGGGCGCCGUGGAUAAAUACCGGAUCCGGAGGAAAUACCCUCUCCCCAGGACUAUCUGGGACGGCGAGGAGACGGUUUAUUGUUUCAAGGAGAGGUCGCGGAACGCGCUGAAGGAUCUCUACAACCAGAACAGGUACCCGUCUCCAGCCGAGAAACGGAAUCUGGCCAAGAUAACCGGACUCUCCUUGACCCAAGUCAGCAACUGGUUCAAAAACAGGCGGCAGAGGGACAGAAACCCUUCGGAAGCGCAGUCCAAAAGUGAGUCUGAUGGAAACCACAGCACAGAGGACGAGUCCAGUAAGGGCCAGGAGGAGUUGUCCCCUCGCCCUCUCUCCAACUCUUCAGACGGAGUGAUAACCCACGGGAGCCUCCCGGCUCAGGCUGGACCUCUGGACGGCGGCGUCGUCAUCCAGCAGAUCGGUGACAUCAAGAUGUCAGGAUCCAGCGGCGGUGGCGUCUACAACGGCAGCCUGGCAGCCACUAAUACUUCCUCCACCGUGUUUCACAAUGGCGGCUCAUCCUACCUCCACUCGCCUGGAAACAUCCUGUUCAACGGGCUCAAUCUGGGCAUCCAGCCGCUGGCGUUCAACCCCCUGAGGCCGCCCGGCGGAGUGCUGCUGGGUGGCACCGCAGGGGACAUGCACAUGCAGACGGGCCAGGAGAAGGGACUGGGCGGCACCGAGGAGUCCGUCCUGCAGUACUCCUCCUACUCGGGCUGUGUGAACGGGUCGGAGGUGAAGCUGGAGGGCGUCCACACAAUGGCGGCCCAGAACGGAGGCUCCUCUGUGCUCACCUUCAGCUCGCCAUCUGCAGCUCUGCAGCUGGGCGGCUACAGUCUGGUACCGGUACCGAGUGGAGUCCCUGACAACGACGGCAGCGCGCUGCUCAACAGUGACGUAGGUCUUCCUCCUCUACAGCUGCCGUCUGCUUCUUCUUCCUCAACAAUUACUCAACAAGGUAACAUGUCUCUGAACAACGCAGCGGUGAGCUCGUCCAGUGAAGACUCCUUCCAGCCGCAGGACAAGCUGACCAUGACGUCUCUGCACCACAGCAGCGUCCUCUACAGCCUGAGCAACCAGACCGCCAUCAAGAAGGAGCCUCUGGACGGCGGGAUUUACUCCUCGUACCACACCGGGCUGCACCUGGACCCCAGCGGUCAGAUCAGCUACACCAGCCCCGACUCGGCCUCCAGCCACGCCGCCGACGCCACUGUCAGCUCGUCCAGCUCCGAGCCGGAGGUCUACACCACCCUCACCAACAGCACGCCUCUGAUGGCUCAGACGGACCAGGACACCCAUCACCACCUGCAGCCGGCGGAGUACCUGGGCUCCCACGAGGUGCACCGAGGGGCCCCGCCCUCACACCUGAUGGGCCCCGGGAUGAACAGUGACUACAUGAACCUGCCGGAGAGCAAGGCGGACGGCUCGGGGCCCGGGGGGAUGAACGAGAUGGUGCGGGCGAUGUGCGGGGAGCUGGAAGAGGGGAAGGAGCUAGCCAAACUACAGACUGUGCAGAUGGACGAGGACAUGUCCGACCUUUAACCUCAGACUUUGAAGCACUCACAUCCACCUGGGCAGUCAUAUGAUGAAUCUUUUUACUCUUCUGUGUGUGUGUGAGUGUGAGUUUUUAAGCAUUGAUUUCCUUUAAAUUAUUUGCUUUUAUUUUCACUUUUGAAAUGCACUCUAGUCAGAAAGGAUCCGUGUGGGUGGGCUGCUUCAGCUUUUUAACAAAAACGUAAAAAUAAGAGGCUGUGACGUGUUAAAAAAAACGUUCAUGUGAGGAACUAGUGAGGCCUAGUCCACAUGUAGCCGGUUAUCUGAGAAAACAAAUACAUUUUUACAAGUUAUGCUCCUUCAUCCACACAAAAACUCUGUUUAAUAUCAAUAAAAACGAUUACAGAUAUAUAUAAACUCCGUAUUUGUGUUUAGUGUCCCAUAUAUUACAAUUUUCGGCAAAUGAUGCGCCAAUGUAUCCACGAAAUUGCUUUAACAUGAUUCCCAAACAACAUCGUUUUGUAUUUUCUUGCCUUUAUAUUCUAAUUCGCUAUUUAAAAGUAGUUAAACUUGUAUAUCCGUCCGCACAAGUGAACCUCCAGGCGACAUGUUUGACUCCUAACAGAAAGUAGUGACUGUUUUGAAGCGAUCUGAUUGGCCGACGUAGGUUUUAGUUUUGCGCUACACUGCCCCCUAUGGGUUUGGCGUGUUUAAAACAACGCGCAGGGACAAUAACCGAUCCCUUGUUUUCGAUAUAAAUUUUUAAAGAAUAUGGCAGAGAUAUUUACGACGGCGAAUUUCAGAAAAUUCCUAGAAAAAAAGUAAAACAUUUCCAAGAAUUUUUUUUUUAUUUUUAUUUUUUAUUAAACUUAUAAAUUUACCACAAAAAAACAGGACAUUUCUGAGCUCUAAAAGUUUAAAAUUUGAAAGAAAAAAAAAAAAGAAAUUUUUAGAUUAAUCUCAGAAAUUUUGUAGAAAAAAUAAGGAAAUAUCUGGGCUCCAAAUGUUGUAUGUUUGAAAGAAAAACUCAGAAAUGUUUACAUUAAUCAAAAAAAUUUACCACUAAAAAAACAAGACAAUUUCUGGGCUCUAAAAGUUGAAAAUUUGCAAGAAAAACCUCUGAAAUUUUUAGAUUAAUCUCAGAGGUUUCCUAGAAAUAUCUUGGAAAUUUCUGAAUUUCAAAAGUAAAAAAUCUUCAGCUUUUGAACCCGAGAAAUGUACCAAAUAUGUAAAAUUUUCAACUUAGGAAAUUUCUGAGAACAGACAGAAAAUUUUGGAGUUUUUUGGCUCAAAUUUCCUCUUCCUUUCUAUCUGCAACAGCCCUUAUAGUACAGUGGAUAUUUGUUUCUAAAAGACCCGUCUACAUGUGGACCAGGCUUUCGAUUGCUCUGAGUGAUGAGAAGUAGCCGCUGCAUUGAGUCUGAGCUUCUUUAAAUGAGCAUCUUUAUAGGCAGCACCUGCUACUUC